AUAGAAAAAAAAUUAUAAUUAACCUAUAAAUUGAGGUCCAUUUUCUAGAAAUUCCGUCUUUUGGGAAAUUUGGACAUAAUUCAAAAAUCAUAUAGAAAAUGGAAAAUACCAAUCUGUUACAAUGCUACAAUAGGGGAUGUGGUCAAAAAUUCAAUCCAAACGAAAAUAAAGAAGAUUCAUGUCGCCACCACCCAGGAGAUCCUUUUUUUCACGAUGCUUACAAGGGUUGGUCUUGUUGUAAUAAGAAAUGUACAGAUUUCACUGAAUUUCUGAACAUAAAAGGGUGUACUGUUUCUUUUCAUUCCAAUAUUAAACCCCCAGAACCUGAAAAACCUAAAACUCAAGAACUAGACAUCAGUGAAGUUAUUGAAGUUAAACCAAUUGUCCCGAAUACUCUUCCACGCCCACCAUUCGAUAGUCAAAUGACCUUGAUGAAACCAGAGAUAGCACCGUCUCUGAAGCAACAAAUUUUCAACAAGAAAACUGAGAAAGAGAAGACUGAUACCAAUGAAAUUCCUAUUGGAACAAAUUGUAAAAAUGGAGGAUGUAAAGUCACCUAUCAGGGAUUGGAAACUAACGAUUCAAAGUGUAUUUACCAUCCAGGGUAUCCAGUGUUCCACGAGGGUUUGAAAUUUUGGUCAUGUUGCAAGAAAAGGACAAGUGACUUUCAGUCAUUUUUGGAUCAAAUCGGUUGUGAAGAAGGAAAUCAUCUGUGGAAAAAAGAGGGUGGUGGUAAAAGCACUGUAAACUGUCGUUGGGACUACCAUCAAACUGCCUCUCAUGUAAUAGUAACAAUUUAUGCUAAACAGUAUGAUGUGGAAAAAACCGAAGUUAAAUUAAAUCCUAUUCGAUUAUCUGCCGAUUUGAUUUUUCCAACAGACAAUACCAGGUUUUCUCUUGAUUUAGAACUGAAGGGGAUUAUCGAUGUAGAUAAAUCGAAGAUUUCCAUGUUCAGCACAAAGGUAGAAAUAUCUUUGAAAAAGGCCGAACCCGGAAGUUGGUCGAGGCUGGAAAUACCUAGGACUGUUUCCAAGGUCAAGGAUGAUUCUAAAUUUGAAGAAGAUGUUGAUAAGGAAAUUACUACGAGCAUUGACUUGGUUGAUCUAAGCGACCUAUGAAUUUCAUAAUUAUCCUUAAGAUCAAACAAGAUUUGGACAGUUUUGUAAUUACUUUUUGUAUGUGGAAUAAAAAUGCUUUUACAAAA
Messenger RNA from Harmonia axyridis, 1204 nucleotides. Its product is annotated as cysteine and histidine-rich domain-containing protein morgana. The coding region runs from base 99 to 1118 and encodes 339 amino acids. The transcript is spliced from 5 exons. The record is from RefSeq and is a predicted model, not a curated record. Lineage: Eukaryota; Metazoa; Arthropoda; Insecta; Coleoptera; Coccinellidae.